UCACACGCCAUUCGAGCUGCCAGGUGAAAACAGAAGCGAGGUGCUUCCUCAAAAGUGAAAAGAUCAGUGUCUCCUAAUCCAUGGGAUUUAUUUUUUUUUAUAUGUAAAUCACGACAAUGGCCUCUAUCAGUGCUGUGUUUCUAUGCUUGGUGUUCCUCAUCUCCAUUGUCAUUGUGUCUAGUAACCCACUUCCUGGUGAUCAUGCCAAAAUCCGCAUUCAUGUGCCCGUGAAGCACCACACUCACUUCAUCACGAAGACACUGGUGAAGAAGAUUCUAAUCCCAGUGAAAGAACCCAAGAAGCAUCACAGUCAUCGGCACUACCGCGAUGACGAGGAUGACGAGUGGCUAGAUCGAGGUGAUCGAGGAUCCCGUGGAGGCUACAACUAUCCCAGUCCAAAGAAGAAGAAGUUCCAUCCCUUCAUCUAAAAUAAUUCACCCACCAAAACCACUCCAAAACUUCUCUUAGACUUAGCAUCGAUUGUACCUGGUUCAUUCUGAUCUUCCUGGGGCUCUCAUCUAGCAUCUUCCAUUCGUGUUCUUCGUGUGAUCAUUUUCACUCACCACAACCACAUUAAAUGGGAGAGUUUAUAUACUGUUUUAUUGACAAAUAAAAAUACCUUUCGUAUAUAUUUAUAAAACACAGAAAAA
Molecule: messenger RNA, 650 nt
Organism: Phlebotomus papatasi
Lineage: Eukaryota; Metazoa; Arthropoda; Insecta; Diptera; Psychodidae
Exons: 3
Coding region: 117-428 (103 amino acids)
Source: RefSeq, a predicted model, not a curated record